UCCAUUAUCACUAUUUAUGAUACUUAAUGUCAUCAGUCACUAAGAUCACUAAAUUGGUGAAUGCAGAACUUUUGUCCCUAGGGGAAAUACCUAGUUAGAUCCUUUCAGAUUCUGCUUGCAACAUUCUUACUAACUCACCUUUCAGGAUAGUGUUUCUGUUUAAAGACCCUCAUUUAAUACAUGUUGCUGAUGACCACCAUCAUGCUCACAGCCAGUGGCAGUGAACUUGGCCUGAAUGAGCUCAUCAUCUCCAUUGAGUUCAUCGUUUCCAUUGAGCUCCUCAUCACUGUUGAGCUCAUCAUACCCUCCAGCACCCUUGGGCACUGUACAGCACUUUAGCUGUGGAGCUGGGGACAGCAUUAAACAGAAAAAGCACUUACAAAACACAUAAAACUGCAAAACAAGUGGCACAUUCAUUAGGCUACAGGAAAGACAUUUGUUUACAGAAUAUCGAGAAGGACAAGAGGGGAGGACCAGGCCAUGUUUGCCCUCAACUGAGCUACAAGUCAGCAACUUCUGUGUUUCCAUACCUUGCAUGUGUCUGUAUCUGGCUGCAACAGCCCCUCGGGCACCCCGUCCCUUGGUUACCGAUACAUUUCAGCAAGUACGUGAAUUUGCAAAUACAAAAUCUACACAAUCGAGGUUCAUGAUAGAAACAGCUCUGUAAUUUAAGGUAACUUCACAUCUUUUCUUGUAACACAUUCAGUGGCAUUGUUGAAAACAGCAGGGAAAUUAAAACUUAUCUGCCAAUUUCUAUGCAAAACAGAUGCCUUCAAGGAGCUCAUGGUCCAUUGGGGGCCACAACCAAGGGAGAAGAGAAAUGAAAGACGACACUCAAUGUCUCCUCAAGAACUUGGAGCCCAAUGCACAGAGCCCCUCAGAAGCUGGCUCCCCAUCGUCAAGGAGGAGGAAGAGAGAAACGCAGGUGCCCCAGGAUGGGGAGGCUGUGGAGGAACGUGAGCCUUCUUUCAACAGCAACGUCGCAGCAUUUGCGCUGAAGGCCAAGGUCAUUUACCCCAUCAAUCAGAAGUUCCGGCCCCUGGCUGACGGCUCCUCCAACCCGUCCCUGCACGAGACCCUGAAGCCAGCGGCCCUGCCACACCAGCCGGGGGGACCCUCGCCAUCCAGCAGCCUGGGCAGCCUGAGCCCAGCCGAGAAGGAAGACUGCAGCUCCUCCUGCAGCGCCCGCUCUGCUGCCAGUGAGGACAGACUGCUGUGCCGCGCCUUCCUGAGGGCAAACAGCUUCCCUGAGGUGCUGGCCUGCGAGAGAUCUGGCACUGAGCAACUCCUGGCUCCUCCCCAAAGUCAAAUGAAAGGGAAAUGUUUUGAAUCCACUCAAGACAUGAAGGCAGUCAGGACAGCGCAACUGAAGACACUCGCAGAACAGGACUCCAGAGCUGCUGCUGCCGGGAUGAGUGUGUUUGAAAUGUUUAUUCAGAUUUUUAAAAUGUGCCUCCUGGACCUUCUUCCGAAGAAGAAGUCAGAUGAUGAAUUGCACCAAAAGAUCCUUUCAGAACAAGAACAUGAUUUGGAGGAAUUAGAGAAGGGACUUCAGAUCAAGCUGUCAAACACGGAAGUGCUGGGCACCAGCGACUCGGAGUACAUCACGCUGGCAGAUGUGGAGAAGAAGGAGAGGGGGUACUCGGAGCAGCUCGUGGACAACAUGGAAGCCUUCUGGAAACAGAUGGAAAACAUCCAGCACUUUCUUGUGGACCAAUUUAAAUGUUCCAGCGCCAAGGCACGGCAGCUCACGAUGACUCUGACGGAAAGAAUGGCUGUGGCCGAAGAGCUCCUGCGCCAGUCUCAGGAUCUGCAGACUCUGGACACCCUGGAGAGGACGCUGGGCCGGGUGCACAUGGCCAAGCUGAUCGCGUGCCUGCUGACGCAGAUCCAGGAGGAGACCAAGUGCCGCUUGGCCGCCAUGUCCCGAAGCCUGGACCUGCUGGCCGUGCAGGGGACGCUGUCUGGGCGGCAGAAGGAGGAGCUGCUGGCCCAGCAGCACAAGGCCUUCUGGGAGGAGGCAGAGCACUUCGGCCGAGAGUUCCUCCAGCGCAGCAAAGACCUAGCCCAGGCAUCUCUGGCUCGCCAGGUAGAGGGGGCAGCCAGGCUCACACUGGCCCACGAGGAGGAACGGAGGAGCUUCCUGGCCAGUUCCCUGCCGACCCAGGACCCAGAGGGGUUCCUCAAGGCUUUCCACGAAGUCCUGGAGCGGCAGCAGCUGACGCAGAGGGACCUGGAGGAGCAGGAGGAGGUGAGAGCCACUGAGGCUGCAGCUGCACUCUGCCAGGAACUGUACUGCAGCACCAUGGACACCUUCCAGUGGAUGGCAGACACCCUGUUCCUGCAGACGCUCCCGGGGGUCAGCGGCCUCCCCAAGACAGAGUGCAAGGCCCUGCAGCAGGCGACGCAGGAGGAGGCAGCUCGGCAGCUGGGCCACUUGGACCGUUUCCGGAGACAGCAAUGGGGCCUCCUGCAGGACCUCCUGGAGCAAGACAGGCAGAGGCUGACACUACAAUGCUUAAUACCCAGGAUGCUUUGCAGUUGGCAGCAGCCAAAUGACACAGCUCUGACCCAUGAGACAUAGUGUGGUAACUGCAGAAGAUUCCUCAUUCCUGAUGGCGCAGCUAUGCCUUGUGAGCAGCACUACUAUAUCCCAGAGCCCUGCUCUUCCCGCCUAGAAUGUGUGUUCCAUCCUUGCCUGACUUAGACUCAGUCAGCCGAACACACCGGAGCACACAGACAGCCAGAGUUGCAAGAAAGUGGGGAAAGAGCCGCUGCGCCUGCCAUGGCCCACCCACUCCUAGGUGCCUAUUGUGUGGCUGGAGGAGAGCGCGCUGUCCGCGGUGCUGCAGGCCCAGCUGCGCGAGGAGCAGGAC
Molecule: messenger RNA, 2876 nt
Organism: Fukomys damarensis (Damara mole-rat)
Lineage: Eukaryota; Metazoa; Chordata; Mammalia; Rodentia; Bathyergidae
Product: ellis-van Creveld syndrome protein
Exons: 14
Coding region: 767-2584 (605 amino acids)
Biological process (GO): smoothened signaling pathway
Source: RefSeq, a predicted model, not a curated record